Astyanax mexicanus (Mexican tetra) is the source of this 11152-nucleotide messenger RNA. RefSeq lists its product as uncharacterized. The coding region runs from base 99 to 9272 and encodes 3057 amino acids. Gene Ontology annotation, biological process: lipid transport. The transcript has 63 exons. NCBI's taxonomy places the organism in Eukaryota, Metazoa, Chordata, Actinopteri, Characiformes, Acestrorhamphidae. The record is from RefSeq and is a predicted model, not a curated record. Gene Ontology annotation, molecular function: lipid carrier activity.
AGUGGCUGGCGGACUGAUGUUCUCUCAACUGGCUGGGAAAGCUCAGUCCUGAAAGCCGUAAAUGUAAUGCAUUGAUCUUCCUUCAGUUUCUCACAGACAUGUCUCCUGUAGGUCUUCUGCUGCUGCGGGAUUAUCUCUGUGUGAUGCUUCUCCUGAUCAGCAUCUUCAGCGGCGAGUGCCAAAAAAUACAUCAGGGUCAGCUCUGCAAAUCUGCCUGCUCAGCAUCAUUGAAUGUGCCAAAGGGACACAGGCACACCUACAGGUACAGCACGACCACCACCAGCUCCCUGAAAGGACCCUCAUCAGCAGGCAGUCAGCUGGCCUUCGACUGCGUGGUGGACAUUGACGUGCUACCAGGGUGUCCAGAUAGGAUUUUAAGGAUUAGAAAUCCACAAAUUAAACAAAGUUCUUUGAAAAAGGAAAAUUCUGUGCUGCGCUUGAAAAACAUCAGAGAGGCGCUGGAGAAGAACCCCCUGCGGUUCCUGCUUCAGGGGGGGAAGGUCAUUGCCCUGUGCCCACAGGAAGCCGAGCAGGUGUGGACGCUCAACAUCAAGAGAGCCGUACUGAGCAUGCUCCAGACGUCCCGCACUGGACGAGUGAGGGAAACCAUGAGAGAGACUGAUGUGUUCGGUACGUGUAUGAGCACCUACGAGCAGAAGGGCUCUUUGCUGGUGAAGACUAGACAUCUCCAACAGUGCCUUAAAGAACGAGUCAAUGCGUUUUGGUGGCAAUCUGUCCCCCUACAGGAAGACACAACAGUGAAUGCCAGCCUCAGGUGCACACAGCUCUAUGGCACAGCUGUGAUGGACAGGGUGAACUGCACUGAGACAAUGGUGCUGGUACCAUUGUCCGGCUCGCUGGAUGCGGCCCAGACCAGCACUGUGUCGACCUUGAAUCUACUGAGAACUCUGAAGGACAUACAGAUAGAUUCAGGGUUGCAGGAUGACGGUUACUUAGCCAAUCUGAGAUUUGAGGUGGAAACUUUAAGCCCAGGACGUGGAGGAGGAGCUCGAUCAGUUCAGGAGGUCUCCAGCACAGUGAGGAGGCUGUGUGCUCAGUCUGCAGACCACCAGCAGCAGUCUGAGCUCUUCCUGAAUCUGGCCCUGCACUUGAGAACUUUGUCUCUGCAGCAGCUGAAGGACGUCUGGCAGGAGGUUUCCUUUAAAUGCAGAGACGACUGGCAGCCCUUUCUAGAGGCUCUUCCUGCCUGUGGAUCUGAGGCCUGUGUUCACUUCAGCACAGACCUCGUCCUUAACGAUGAGAUCAGUCAGGAGCACAUCAGUCUCCUCCUCAGCACUGUCGCAUUCACUCCCCGUCCCUCAGCAGCGAUGAUCAGAUACAUCAGCCAGGCUCUGUUAAAGUUGCCCCAGAUUCGUCUGAAGGCGGUUCUGGGGUUAUCGUCACUGGUUCAUCGAAUUUGCCGAAGGGAGCCAGCUCCAUGCAGCCAGAUACCUGAAGUGCAGCAGUUUGUGCUUUUUCUGAAAGAGAGUCUGGUUCAGGGCUGUGGGGAGCGGGGGUCCUGGCAGGUCACUGAGCUGCUGUACAUCCUGAAAGCGGUGGAAAACAUCGGCCUGGCUGCUGAAGCUCUCAUCCCUCAACUAAACGACUGCAUUCACAACCAAUCAGCAGCGUUAGAGCUUCGACUAGCUGCAGUACAAGCCUUCAGACGCAUCCCAUGCACCAGUCCGAGGGACGUUCUUGUUUGGGUGUAUCAGCAACAUCAAGAGAACGUGGAGGUUAGAAUUACUGCAUAUCAGCAGCUCAUGAACUGUCCCAGCCAGGAUGUGUUCAGCAUUAUAAGGAACACCUUAAGGAAUGAGACGUCCACUCAAGUUGGUUCUUUUGUCUGGAGCCACCUCGUCAACAUCAUGAAGACUGAAGACCCUCUGAAGAAGCACCUAAUGGAGUCAUUGCCACAUGACAUCAUCAGCAAAGACUUUGAGGCCGAACCAUGGAAGUAUUCUUCAUAUAUGGACUUUACGAUGGAUGCUGGACCAGCCAUCGCCAACAUGGAAGGAGCCUUGGUUUACUCACCUGCAUCCUUUCUGCCACGUUCUGCAAUGGCCAAUGUGACAGUUCACGUCUUGGGCAGAUCCUUUAAUGUUUUAGAGGUCGCACUGAGGAUGGAAAAUGCAGAGUCUUUACUCUGGAGAACGUUUGGAGAAGGCCAUCGUUCUUCUCCAGUUGAUAACUCUGACACUCAAACAGAAUCUACAUCACAUACAUCACAUGGGAAGAAAAGGAACAAGAGAAAUGAGAAAACUGCUUCAGAUCAGAAGGAAAGGGUGAUUCAGAAUGAUGACUGCACGUCCAGCAAGUCGAGUCUUCUUAAAGCUAAGUUCACAGGGCAGAAGGAAAGACAGAGUGAUUUCCGAUGCUGGAUUAGUGUGAAGAUGUUUGGAACUGACCUUACCUUCAUGACCUGCAAUGAACUGCUUGGCCAACUGAGAGAGCUGUCACUCAGAAUGGCUGGAGUCACUGUGAAGCUGCUGCAGGGUCAGGAGGUUAAAUUGACCCACAGAACCAUCAUGAUUGCUGAAGAACUGGUGUUACCAUCACUUUCAGGCUUGCCCAUCAAACUGAGUAUCAACAUGUCCUCUUCUUACUCUCUCUGGGUGAAGGGGAGCGCCAACCUUAAGGACUGGUCUCAGUUCUCAUUGGCAGGUCACAUAAAGCCAAAUGCAUUUAUCGGCCUCUCAGCCAGAAUGGGGGUGGAUGGAGCAUUUGGUCGAGUGGGACUGGAGUGGGUCACCCAAGUCAGAACCUCCACAAGCUUGGAUGGAGGAGUAUAUGUGCACAAUGGGCAAAGUUUAAAGAUGGUUCUCAACACGCCUGAAGAUGUUAUGGAUGUUUUGUCCUUUAGCUCAAGAAUGUAUCGUGUGAGUGGAGAAAGCAAAGAGGAGCUCACCGCCUUGAGGAACCUGAAAGAGAAGACCACCUGCACACCUAAAACAUUGUCCAAGUUGGUUGGAUGGCAGCUGUGCUCUGAUGUCACCUACCCUGUGUCACUGAUAGGAAGAGGUUUUCCACCGGCUGGUCCAGUACUCUUUACACUGAGGUUUCAAAAGCUGGACCGAGGCCUUCAGAAGUACCUCUUAGAGGCCGCUUAUGCAUUCACUUCUCAGAAAAACUCCUGGAUGCCGCUGGAAGCCAAUCUGCUCAUCUUCCUUGGAACACCUCAGUCCACUAUCCCUCGAGACGUAUCUUUGGACCUGAGUUUUAGUCCUCGAAGGCUGGUUCUGAAAAUCGUCCACCCUCUAAAAACCCUCCUCAUUCAAGGGCUACUUGACGAACUGAAUGGACACUGGUCAGGAAGAGCAGAGGUUCUAGUAGAUGACAUCUACCAUUAUUAUCUCAAGGGACUGAUUGAGACUGUGAGUCUUCCCUCAGAGAAGAGAACACACUACCAACUGGAGGCCAAAGUUGCAGCAGAUGGACGUCCGGUCAUACUUUCAGUUAACGUAACACAUGGGCUGAGCAGGAAGAUUAGCGUAACUGCUAAGCUUCGAAAUGUCUUCAGUAGAGAUGCUUCUUUUUCAGUGCAGCUGGAGCGGAGGCAGGAUGAUGGUCGGAGGCAGUACUCUGUGGACACAGGGCUUCUGCUGCCCAGCUUGUUAAGCACCAGAAUACUCGGACUGGUUGAGCAGAGUGGAGCAGAGUGGAGCUCCGGCCUACGGAUCAGAUACGGGGUGCCAGAUUCACCCAUUAUGCACGAGUGUCACAUGUCACAGAACCUGAAGGACGAGGUUGAGUCAGUUGAAGAGGGCUACAGCAUGAGGGUGGAUCAUGAGCUCCAGUGCUCCCAGAUCACCCUCUUCAACCACAAGAUUCAGCUCAGACAUGAAAGGAGUCCAGUUCAUAUCCAGUCUUCACUGGACCUGAGCUACGGCAAGCAAUGGAACCAGGGCAGCAACAAACAAAGAGUCUUACUGAGUCAGUCCAUCAGGAACCAGUCUGGAGAGAGUCUCACUAGCUACGCGCUUGAGUUCAGCCUGCGAGUUCCAGAGAAAGGACUGAACUACAGGACCCAGCUCCUACACUCCCACAUGAAAAGAAGAAAAUCUGAGAGCAGCACCCACCUGAAGGUCAAUUAUAACGACCAGAUUCCCCUGGUGGCUGGCCUUCACUGGAAAGACAUGUCUGCAAAAGCCUCAUUACGCAAAUGGGACGGGUCGUUCAACAUGGACACACCGUGGGUGUAUGUCUACUUGGCUCAUAAGCUAACUCAACCUCAACACGGCACAACCCAGUUCACUUCUGAGAUAACCACCCGCAAGUUGGUGACCAUUCGCAACUUGGCGCUGGAGGGUCUUUACAGGGAGAAGAACAGAGACCGGGAAGGACACCUCCAUCUGUUCACACCUACGGUCACCUAUCUAAAGGUUGGCGGAUGGGGUGCUCUGGGAAAGCGUAGAGUUAAUGCUUCAUGCUCCAUCAGCACAGCCUGGACACCAGCCAUAAAAGGGGAGAUUUCGUUGAACAAUGGAAAACAAGUGAAGUCUCUGGAUUUGAGCAGCAGCUACGGCAAGCUGAACCACAAGAUCUCUGCAACCCUCAACAUUGUGGAAAAGAAGCUGAAGAAGAAUGAGGUGAUGAUGAGGAUGACCUUCUCAGAGAUGAACAGUCCGUAUCUAGAGAUAGAGAUAAGUGGCAAAGUGGAAGAAAUGAGAAAGGACAGAAAUCUGUAUCAAAAACGAUGGGUGCUUCACUUCAGGCAGCCGUUUAAGUUCCUCCCUGAAAGUUUACUCCUUCAGGAGACCUUCACUGUUGACCUGCAUAAGGGAGUGUACAUCCUUGAGUCCAAAUCCCUUCUUCAAAACAACCGAAAAGCCAUUCAUGUUCUCACCCUGGGAUAUCGACCCCAGAACCCUUUUGUGUGUUCCUCUUUAAUUCAUUCUUUAUAUCUUGAGAAUAUUCCACAUGACUCUGAGAUUUGCAUCAGCGUCCACAGCAAUCAGACUGUGCAGGAGCUGCAGGGGAGAAUUUUAACAGCUAAAACGGAGAAGUUAGUAGUGCUUGGGCAGGUCCAACUUCACGGUGAACAAGGGAUCACCAUCAAAGCCAACCUGAGUCAGUUGCUGCAGCUGAAGUUUCCCACCACCAUGAGCCUAGAUGUGGACUUGCUGAGAAAUCACAACAGCAGCGUGGACUUUGCAUACACCGCGAAAGGGAAAUUGACCACUGAUGCUAAGAGAUAUUAUAAUGCAUAUUUAUCAGCAGAGAGAUCUCCUGCUGGAUAUAUCAGCAGCUCUGUGUAUUUGGAGUCUAAUGGAAAGAAGAUUGCUACACUGGAUUCUUCGCUAGCUAACAUUUUGGAAAUGGAUCUUCGUGGUGUUGGUUUUAAUGUGAGCUUUGAGCAAACUCUACUUCCAGAGCUCACUGCUGACGGUCUACUUCGUCUCGGUGCAAAUUUAUCCUCAGACAGGCUGUCUGUUCUGUGGGCUCUGGGAAAGAAAAAGAGGAUGAUCCAGGCGCAGCUGAGUGCAGCUUUAAUACGAAACCCCAACCUUCACCUGAGCUUUUCAGGGGACCUGAUUAUCCCAAUGAACAGCUACACCAUCCUCCCACAGGUUUCUAGCCUAGCAGGACUUUUAAAUAAGUCCAACGAUCUCACUGAGGGGCAGUUGACAGUAUCAUUGGACAGUGGUGUGUAUGGUGUAAAGCUGAGACACAGUCAUGAGGACACCGGAUGUGAAGAUAAGAUGAGCGAGUGUGAAAGUGCCCGGCUGUGUGUGCUGGCUGAGGAGCGUUCUCUCUGCAUGAACAUCAGCACCAGCUUCAUACAGCACGGUCAGCGGGGUCUUCAGGCUCAGCUCCAUCACUCCUUCCCUUGGCUGCUUUCUGCAGCAGGGCUGCCUUUCAACAGCACUGCAGGAGUGUUUGUGAACCGGAGUGAGGAUGGGCUGCUGACUGAAGUGGAACUGCAUGCUGGGUUCAAAGAGCUAAAGAUCAGACUUCAGAGAGGCGUGCACAACUCUACUGGGACCACUGGACAUUUACUGGUGAACUUCACAGGGGAGUCGAGCCAAGACCACCUGCGGGGCGUCUGCUACACACAGGCUCUGGAUCAGACGCUGCUGGUCAACAUAUGGGUCAACCUCAAUGAUUCCACUGGUUUUGAACUAGAGAAACCAGACACGUCCUCACUGUCACUUGAGAUCCAGGGCCACCACCUAUCUUCCAGCACCGGGCUAAAGGUGAACGUUUCCCACAACAUCUCUUCUUUAAAACCCUACAUACCGUUCGUGUUCCACGCUAAGUCUCAGCUGAACCAUUCAUCCUCUUCACUUGAGGCAGCAGCAGAGUUACUGGUGGGAAGUAGUCUGAUGUGUUUUGAGGGACAGGUGGGCUACACGAAGCUUGGAUUCAAGCAGGUAUUGGACGUCUACCACGCUUUCCCACAGCUGGCCUCAUUUCCCAGCACUGUUUUAGUACACACUGUGUACGCUGGGCAAAACGACUCACACGUUCUGAAACACCAAACACAGUGGAUGCAUCAAGACUCAGCUGGACCAGCAGAAAAAACAGGAGCUUCAGAUGAACCUGGCUCUCAGAAGCAUGGAUGGGGGUUAGAGCUGAGGCUGGAGAGGAAACCUCAUAGCAGACGGGCGGAUGUGCUUGUUGAUUGGACGAUGAGUGGACAGCAGCAGCAGAAUGAGAGCAAGGAUGGACACUCACCAGUGAUCAGAGCUUCAGGAUCUUGGAAUGAUGUGGGUAAAGAGAUUGAAGCCACACUGGAGCUCCAGCAGCUUUUCACACCCACUCUGUCCAACAUCCAUAUACACACACUCUCACACAGCCUGGAUCACGGACACGGCAGCAACAACCAGGUCCAUCUGUCCUGGGACCGAGGGACCCCUCUGAAUGUCACUGUGACUGUGAGUCAGCAGCACUGGAGGCAGGAGACCAGCAGGGGGCAGGCCUGCCUCUACAUCUCACCUGGACAGAUGCAGUCUGUGCUCCCUCUGCCGAACGCUCGAGGAUGCGUCUCAGUGUCUCAGGAGGGAAAAUCUUCCUACUCACAGAGUGCUGAGCUCAAGUGGAGUGACAAGAGGAUCACACAGAGCCUAAAAUACCAGAGAGGAUCCAGAGGGAUGCACACUGUCCAGGUGGAGGCAGGGCUCCAGAAUGUCUCUCCCAGCCCAUGCCCCUCCCACUCGCUGGUGGCCCAGAUGCACACAAACCUCAGGGACGUACUGGAGCACCAUGUCCUUCUGGGGCUGUGUCCUUCACAACCUGGAGUAUCUUGGUCUGGAUCUCACCGGGUGAACUCAGGGAAGGACGUGCUGUACAGCCGGACCGGUCUGUCUCUGUCUGGUCAGGCCGUGCAGCACAGCACCUUCAUCCUGGCUCUCAGGAACGCCAGCAGCAGCCAACGCAGCAACUACUCCCUGCUCACUGAGUGGAAGUUGGGGAACUGGAGCAUUGAGUUGGGAGGCAGUGGACAUUCAUCAGUCAGGAGCACAGGCCUGCAGGUUCAGGCCAAACUGGACCGUUCUGAGCUCUUCUGGCUGCAGACCAUGAUGGGUAAACGCUGCUUACAGGCUGCUGUUGGAUACAAUGGAGACUUGUCUGACAACCUCCGAACGUCCCUUUGUAUGGAUGGACGCCACUGGCUGACCUUCAAGGCCCAAAGGGAAGGAAGUGGCAUUGAGAAUGAGACUCUUGCACUCGUCUCUAUGGGUACAGCCAAUCAGAGCCUUAUAUUCCAGGCCAGGGGUUGUGAGGAGUGCUUACAGGGAACAGAGGCACGGCUCCAACAGCUGGGGUCACACGUAAAGAGGAAACUGCUGGACAGAGUUCAGAGACUGCAUCAUCUUCUGCUGGAGUUCAGGAGACAGGCUGGAGGCAGUGCAGCCUUGCAGGAGUUGAGUGACUGGCCACUGAGACUGACCCAGAAGGCUGAGAAACUGCUGUUGCAGAGGGUGGCCUUGCCGUGGACCGUGUGGACCAACGGACCUCUACGCCAUGCCCUGAAACACAGCCUGCCACAAACUCUGCACUUCUUACAUCAUACCUCUCAGCUCAUCCAGCAGGAGCUCAGAAAGCCCCUGACCACCCUGGCAGAGGCUUAUUACGACGUGACGGGCGAGCGUGUGGACGCAGCGUGGCAGGAGGGACUGGAACUGUGGCGCAGGGAGCUGGAGGAGCUCCUGCCCGCCAUCCUACACAAUCACCACCUGAGAACACCAUCCCUGAGCGUUCUCCGCACCACGAUCGCCGCACUGGACCUGGUCAGCCAGCAGACAGUCCACUGGGCCGAGGCCAGGUUGGCUGCAGUUUUGGUGGGAGUGAGGAGGCAACUGGCCUACACAUACAAGUUCUCGGAAAGCAGGGAGAUGAGAGAAGUGACACUGAGGCUUCCUCUGCCUCAGACUCCCUGGGUAAAAGGCUCACCGGGGUCCGGGGUGGUCCAGGUUCUUCUGGAAGAGUUCCUGCUGAAGCCCCUCCUAUCUCUAAACUCAGCCAGCCUCACAGCUGAGCUCUACAGGCUCAAGAGGAGAGUGAUGGACAGUCCAUUCAACCAUCAAGCGUUCCUGGUAGCAGAUGAAUUUGCUGUAUCAUUUGAAGGACAGCUGUUGGAACUUCCAGCUUCCUGUGAUCUUCUACUAGCAGUCGACGUGAUCAGCAACACUUUCUCCAUCACUCUGAAGUCUAAUAAACCAAAACAGCACUCUCUAGUGGUUCAACUGAACAACACCACCAUCACAAUCCAUCCUCAUGCACAGGUGGAGGUCAACUGUCGGACCAUUCAUGCCCCCUUCACCAACCCUGAUGCUACUAUAACGAGGGAGCUAAAUUUGCUCACUGUGUCCAAUAGAAGAGGACUGUUGGUGUCAUGUGACCCCUCUCUGAGCAUGUGCAGUGUAACUCUGGAUGGAUGGCUACAUGGGAUAGCCAGUGGACUACUUGGCACCAAUGACAACGAAGCAGGAAAUGAACAUCCUCUGCUGGAUGGCUCCCAGACCCAGAGCCUGGAAGAAUUCACUCUGGACUGGCAGGUGGAUUCUAGCUGCAUCAGUAGCAGAGAAAAGACCUGCCAGAAACAGACCCCGGUAGAAUCCUGCACACUUCUCUUCUCCUCCACCACAUCCCCCCUGAGCUCCUGCUUCAGAGUGGUGGACCCUGAUCAGUUCCUCGCAGUGUGUGAAAGGAGUCAGUGCAGCACUCCAGAUUCAUCCAGAAGUACUUUAUGCAGGCUGGCUUCAGCCUACAUUCAACUCUGCAUUAGAAACUAUGUUCCUUUAGAGUCGCCCAUUCAAUGUGCAUAACGAAGCCUGAGAUGCUGAUCCUGGCCAACACGAGUACAGCAUGAAUCACAUUUACAUGUUUGAUACAUUAAAAAUUAAUUGGACGGAGAUUUUUUUUUAUUUCAUUUUUUAUGUAUUUUUCUUUCAUUUGUAUGUAUAACAAAGUAAUAAGUAAUAUGUAAUAACCGUGACUCUUUCAGUAUGGUGCCUUCUAGUAGACCUAAAGUCAGAUUUCAGGAUUAAUGGGACUUUUAAACUAAACAAUACAACAUUAUACAGAAAUAACUGCCCUGUAACUAAUUGAUUAUUCAUGGUUUUUAACCUUAACAAUAAUCGCCUUCAGUUUAAAGACCACAGAGGGAAACUGGGCCUAAAUGAACAAAUGUUUUCCCUAUUUCGUGUACCUGGCCUAAGGCUAGAGAAAACCUAAGGGCAGUAAAAUUAACAAAAAAAAGAAAGAAAUGUAGAGAACAAGACUUACGACUCGGACUGACGCCUCUGGUGGCCUGAAGUAAGGAAAAGAAGACAUCAUGUUCUCUACUUUUCAGAUCUUUCCAUUUGGAAAGAGAAAUAUUUUUAGAGUUGUUAUCAGCGUCUGGCAGUGUCCACCUGCUCUUUAAAGCAAAUGGGGAAAAUUUAUAUCUCAGCUUGUGAAAAUGUCUUUUCGGCAAUAAAAGAGAAAUUAAAUGUGAAAUAAGUUGUAAAAGAAAUAUUUCUCUUUAUGCACCCUAACCUUCACUUUCAGCUUGUUGCCCUUUUCAUCUGACAACUAAUUGGAAGAGAUGUGAAGACUGUAAUACCACAGUUAGCAAUAAGAUAUUCAGCUUAUUAGUAAGUAAGCUUAGCUAUCUGACUGGAACUUCAGUCUCAAUCCAGUAAUGUUUUUCUUAUAUGCCAAGGUAAGGGAACAUUGAACAUUUUUUUAAUUACAGUGGGUAUAAACAGGUGCAUCUAAAAAAGAUGUAUUAAACACAGAAAGAUCUAUUUUAAGCGUUUAUUUAUUGUAUUGUUAAUGAUUAUGAAGCUUACAGCCAAUGAAAACCCAGAAAUCAGUGUCUCAGAAAAUUAGAAUACUAUAUAAGACCAAUUGGUACUUUUGGCAGUGUGGGCAGUGUGCCAAGUCCUGCUGGAAAAUGAAAGAUGCACCUCUAUAAAACAGAUAGAAGCAUGAAGUGCUGUAAGGUUUUGUGGGAAAACAAAGCUGCACUGACUUUAGACUUGAUAAUAAAACACAGUGGAUCAACACCAGCAGAUGACAUGUCUCUCCAUUAAACCAUCACUGAUCAUCAGUAAAUUUUACAUUUUAUCUAGGAAAUCAAGGGAUCAGAGUCUGGAGGAAGAGUGGAGAGACACACAGUCCAAACUUUCACAAUGAUUAAUGAUUUGUAGAUGUGGAUUUCAUUUUCCAGCAGGACUUGGCACACUGCCCACACUGCCAAAAGUACCAAUUGGUUAUAUAAAAGUUAUAUAAUAUUUUAAUUUUUUGAAACACUUAUUUUUGGGUUUUCAUUGGCUGUAAGCCAUACUCAUCAACAAUAAAAAAAUAAAAAAAUAAAUAAAUAAAUGCUUAAAAUAGAUCACUCUGUGUGAAUUAAAUUACUGAAAUAAAGUAACUUUUAAUGAUAUUCUGUUCUAUAUUUGAGAUGCACUUGUAAUGAAAAUUAUUCAGUUCUGUCUUUCUGUGUUUUAUUAUAUGGUGUCUUCUUUGUUGUGUGGUGCAAUAAAAUGGUUUGUAUUGUGAUUCUGAAGAUUUUAAUAUUUAUUUUUUUAUAUCAAUGCCUUUUUAUCAAUGAAUUACUUGAUUGUGGUGCUUCUAGGACGAAUAUGAGUAAACAUCUCUGCUUUGUUGGAGAGCAUGCGGCUCGCUGGAAGUUGGAUGCCAAGCUGUGUAAACAGGAAAA